CCUGCCGUCAUAGGCUCCGCCCACAGCGCAGAGGCAGGAAGACGGCUAACCGUUAGCGCGAUAAUAUCACACAGAAUCCGACAGCCAACCCACAUAUCACAGAAAAAAGACCGAAACCUCGUCAGCUGCUCGGUCGCAGUGCCUCCACGACGUUUUGCGAACCCGACCCGUAGCCACCACUACGCGGGUACAGCCUGUUCUUUCCCGGCUUGACUUCCAUACAUUUGUCAUUAGCUGUAACUAGCUAGCUAGCGCUAACUUUUACCCUCGUUUCGACACCCGGACCGAAUACUUUACUCAAUAACUUCUAGCUCACGGAAGAAGAGACAUCGGUCGCCUGGGGCUCGUCUGUGUUAGUGUUUUAAAGUAACGCCAUGGGUUCCCGAGCGUCCACGUUACUCCGGGAAGAGGAGAUCGAGGAAAUCAAGAAGGAGACGGGCUUUUCUCACAGUCAGAUCACCCGCCUGUACAGCCGCUUCUCCUCCCUGGAUAAAGGGGAGAACGGGACGCUCAGCCGAGAGGACUUCCAGCGGAUCCCGGAGUUGGCCAUCAACCCACUGGGCGACCGGAUAAUCAACGCCUUCUUCCCCGAGAGCGAGGACCAGGUGAACUUCCGGGGCUUCAUGCGGACCCUGGCCCACUUCAGACCCAUCGAGGACAACGAGAAGAACAAGGAUCACACGGCCAGCGAGCCGCUCAACAGCAGAACCAACAAGCUGCUCUUUGCCUUCCGUCUCUACGACCUGGACCGAGACGAUAAGAUCUCCCGAGACGAACUGCUCCAGGUGCUGAGGAUGAUGGUGGGGGUGAACAUCUCCGACGAGCAGCUGGGCAGCAUCGCCGACCGCACCAUCCAGGAGGCUGACCAGAACGGAGACAGCUCCAUCUCCUUCAACGAGUUCAUCAAGGUGCUGGAGAAGGUGGACGUGGAGCAGAAGAUGAGCAUCCGCUUCCUGCACUAGCGGACGCCCCGCCGUAUCCCCCUCGGACCUCGCUCCAUCUCACCAAUCGAUUCUCCCCGAAGUUGCCUAACCCCCGCACCGGACACUAUGCGGGCCCCCUGCCCCCCCCCCCCCCCCCAGCGUUAGCUAGACACCGAGGUAGACGUGUAUGUUGAGUUUCUGCCUUCACUGUGCUCCUGAACAAGGGGGAGGGGUGCGUGGGUCUCGGGUUGUUGGUUCUUGUAAAGCUGUCACCGUGUAUUGUCCUUCGCAUCCUGCUGCCUGCCCCGUUCUGCACAGAUACUACUUUAUUUAUUUAGCUGAUUGAUCUCCGACCGGGUUGGGGGGGGGAGCAUUGACGUCAUGGUCGCCAGAUCGUAUCGCCGUCACGGUCUACAAUAAGUAGGCGGGAAAAUCAUAUUUUCCGGCCGUCUUUCAAAGCAUACUCCGAACUGCACUUCAGGAACAGCACCCCCUCUUGGGAAAAGGGUGUCACUGCGACGGGCUUUCCUGAUUGACUGAAAUGGUGCCGAGUGACGUCGUCCGCCAAAACAGUAGCGAUCUAAAGUGGCAUCACCGGGCACCUUUGGGUGCUGUCCCUGAAGUCUUGGGUUAUGAUUGUUUUUUGUGUUGAGGGUCCGUAAGCUCUUCUGUUGGUCGCAAAGCACCCGUUCUUUGUCCAUAUAAAUAUGCAAAUGUGGAGCGCCACCGAGCCUGGAAGCCCCGCCUCCUGUUGUGUUUCACACUAACCAUCCUUUGUCUCCUUGGCCAUUUCAAAACCUACCCUUUUGUGACCUCACACAUGGGAGGCUCCUCCCACAUUCAUGACUGCAGUGUGUUUGCGUGUGUGUGUGUGUGUGUACAGCUUACCAGUCGGUACAGCCCACCAGUACCGUAGGCCUGCUGUAGGGCGACCCUUCCCAUCAUACAUGAUGCGGACGGACACGCCCACCUGUGAUGUCACUAAAGGGUUCCACGUAGCUGUAGAUGUAACGGCUUACCGAACACGCAAACGCACAGUAGCUCCCCCCCCCCCCCCCCCCACCUCCUCCAGUGCCAUGCUCGCUGGGUUCCCCUCCGGCGUCGCCAACGCUCCCCCGGGGAAUCUACGGGGGGGGGGGGCUCACCCUGCUACUGCCAAUAGAUCGUGGGUCGCUUUAACUUUAGUGUGUUUAGGACUGCAACCCAAAAUCAACUCCUGUCCACCGCAGUGGGCCCUACUCUCAGCGGGGGGGGGAAGAGAGAGAGAGGCGUUUGAGACUCUCCACACAGUAGAUGUUAGGUGGAACCUAACUUAACUGUGGGUUGGUCGGGACGAAGGCCGCUGGAACCAGUAAAGACCGGUCGUGGUUUAAAGGUAUUAGUGAACGGUGGAUGUCUCUCUUCUUCACACUCUUCCCCCCCCCUCUGCCCGUCAACAAUUAAUGCGUCGUUUCGAGCGUGAAAACAAUGUUGUCGAUUGUAUGCAUUGCUAAAUAUCGGUCACAUAUUAAAUAGACUAAUUACAGGUACUAAAAUAAAUUUAAGUACUUGGGGUUUUAGUUCUCUGUAAAUGCCAAUAUGCUCAACCGAACGUGCAGUUUGGUUUCAUUCUUAUUUUAUGUGAUUGUAAAAACUUUUUUGGGCAUCAUGCUGGAUAUAAAAACCUGUUUUAUUAAUCGAUAUAUGAAUAUCAAUCGAAUAUAAUAUCAUGUUAGUCUAUGUAUCAAAAUGACUUAUGCAUUUGAUUUGAAUAAAAAAAUAAGUGCCACGCUA
Molecule: messenger RNA, 2696 nt
Organism: Gadus macrocephalus (Pacific cod)
Lineage: Eukaryota; Metazoa; Chordata; Actinopteri; Gadiformes; Gadidae
Gene: chp1
Product: calcineurin-like EF-hand protein 1
Exons: 7
Coding region: 375-962 (195 amino acids)
Molecular function (GO): calcium ion binding
Source: RefSeq, a predicted model, not a curated record